Amaranthus tricolor (Joseph's coat) is the source of this 1676-nucleotide messenger RNA. RefSeq lists its product as uncharacterized. Lineage: Eukaryota; Viridiplantae; Streptophyta; Magnoliopsida; Caryophyllales; Amaranthaceae. Gene Ontology annotation, molecular function: protein binding. The record is from RefSeq and is a predicted model, not a curated record.
AUGGGACUAGGGUUAGUAUCGAAGGUAUUUCCAAAAGUUCUUAACCAAUUUACAAAUGUUAAUGGUAGUAACUGUAGUAUUAAUUGAAUUGGCAAUGUCGACACUUCUGGUAUUAUUGAUAUUGAAUGGAACCCGAUUCAGGAUGGAACGACUUUUGCCGAUACUGAAGGGAGCUCGAGGAUUCAUUAACUCUAGUGUUAUUCGGAUGGAACAAGUUUGACAGGGGCCUUAAAAGAGAAUUUUGGUGUUCAUAUCAGCUCCUCGAAUGGCGUUUUUUUGGAUUGGAUUCCCUUGGCCACUUCACUUGCAGUAGUGUUUUCUGAUGGUUCGGUCUCUGUUGCAUCUCUUAUAUCGUUACAAAAUCUCCUUGAAGAUCAACAAUUUAAAGCUAAUAUCUUAGAUGUUUUGGUGGCUUCCUUUGACCCCUUUAAGCAGCUGUUUGUAUAUACUGGAUUAGACGAUUUCAAAUUCAUUGGUUGGGAUUCAAGAGGCGAUACUUCAUUACCAGCAUUUCAAAUCUCUAAGGCUCACAAAACUGAAAUUUGUUGCAUUUUGAAGAACCCUAACAAUCCAUAUUCUUUACUUGUAGGUGAUGAGUAUUUGAGGAUAUGGGAUGUCCGGUCUAUCUCAAAAUGUGUCGAUGGAACUUCCAUCUAAUUAGGAGGUGGAUUGAAGAUUAAGAAUCAUCUUCGCAGCGGACUCGUUUUGACAGCUUGUAUGCACAGCGAUUUUUCCAUUGUUAAUACAAUCGUUAAGAGUCCUGAAGUGAUCGAGACAUAUAAUAAGCAUGACUUUCUUAGCUAUGGAGCUGAUUGUCAGAGAAACAGGCUCGAUCCGGAAGGCAAGAUAGAUGGUAGUGUGGUGGACACUUGCUCGUUUUAUGACCGUCUUCUGGGCAGAUAUUCUUGCUUGAGGUCGUGGUUCUGACUUCAGAUUGUAUCAUACUGGGAUUUUUAAUCAAGUUUCCAAGUCAUCUGAGACUAGGAGAGUUUGAAAUUAAUGUGCAAACUUCAGAAGCAAGCAAUUUGAGCAAUGGGGACCGUUGAAAGAGAAAGAUAAUGUUUUUGAGGCUAGAACACAACAGUUAGUCCAUACUGCAACAAUCACCCAUUUUUAGCCUCAAGACAAUUGUGGGUGGGUGAUACCGUAACCACUUCCUUUGUCUUUACUCUUAUGCUUGUAUGUUUCUGCCGUUAGACUUGUUCAAUUUGGACUCUUAACCAUUUGGUAGGCGGAAAUAAAUGGAGAUAAGAGUUCAUGUUAUGUAUCGAGAAAUUUUGACGCUGUCGUUUAAGAUUAAACUCGCAACCCUGUGAAGUUGAAAUGUUAUUGAUUUUGAGAUGGGACUUAAUUUUCAAAACUAAACACAAAUUUAUACCGUUACUAUCAUUUAUACAUACCUUUGAAACUAGUACAUCAUUAUUAUAUCAAGUAAGGUUACGGCCCAUGUGAAAGCUAUGGUCAUAAUCAUGUGAAACUAGUACAUCUUAGAAAGCUAUGGUCAGGAUUAAGGGAGGGUUGGAUGACGGUAGACCAUACCUGUAUCAAAGGAAAUAAGGAGGUUACGGCCCAUGUGACCCUCAGCUCGAUCAAACCUUUGCAAUCCAUAAUCAUAUCAGAUACCCUUCCUUGGCCCAGCCACUGUAAAACCUGCUUUUACUUUGGUUCAAUUCUGU